AUCAUUGAAAAAAGUUAGACUCGCGCUAUUAAUACAUGUUCAUGUAAAACUAUAAACCACAGACGACUGAUAGAGACUGAGGUGAAUGAAAAUUAGAUUGAAUGUUUUAACGUGAAAGUCUGAACUCACUGACAAUGAAGGACUUAUAAUGGACUUCUUAUACCUGGAGCGUCUUUUGUGUACAAGCUUGAAAAAGUGACUCGACACCGAGGAAAAACAUCGAUCGUUGACUUGUACAGGGUUGCUGUGUGACAGUGUAAUAAUGAUGGAUCAUGACACUCAGUGGCUGUAUCAGCUCCUUGCUGAAGUGCAGCUGGAGAGAUUCUACCUAAGGAUGCGCGACGGACUCAACGUGACACGUAUUGAGCACCUGAACUAUGUUAAAGAUGCAGAUCUUGAACAUAUUGGCAUUAGUAGACCAGGACAGCGACGAUUAUGGGAAGCUGUCAAAAAAUUUAAAACCAACAGGCGACCACGGUCAGGUGUGACCAAGGUUUUCAGUGGUCGCACCCCAGAGGGAAGUGACCAGUUAAAUGCUGUUGGACCCAGCCAGAGGCCGGACACAGGGCAUGCUCUCACCUGCCUUAUCCAGGAUAGUGAACUGAUCUUUGGGGAGAGGCUGGGCUCAGGCUCCUUUGGGGUUGUUAGGAAAGCAGAAUGGCACACGCCAACUGGACGAGUGCUGCCGGUAGCAGUGAAAACCUUGAGGGGUGACACAUCCAGGCAGGUACACUUGGUGACUGAUUUCCUCCAGGAAGUGACGACCAUGCAGUCUCUGGAUCACCCUAACAUUAUACAUCUCUAUGGUGUUGUCCUUACUCAACCACUUAAAAUGAUAACAGAGCUGGCUCCUUUCGGUUCUUUAUACGACACACUACGCCUACGUCAGGGAAAAUAUCCUCUUUCCCGUCUCUGGCUCUUCAGCACACAGAUUGCUGCAGGUAUGGAGUAUUUAGAGUCCAAGCGCUUCAUCCACAGAGACCUUGCGGCCCGGAACGUGCUCUUGACUGCUAGAGAGCAAGUGAAGAUCGGAGACUUUGGAUUGAUGAAAGGCUUGGAUCAGGACAGGGACCACUACGUCAUGACGGCACACAGACCCAUCCCCUUUGCAUGGUGUGCUCCUGAGUGUUUAUGUGUAGGUUCUUUCUCUCAUGCCUCAGAUGUCUGGAGUUUUGGUGUCACGUUGUGGGAAAUGUUCACUUAUUGUGAGGAGCCCUGGAUGCGGCUCUCUGGCAGGCAGAUCUUGUAUCGUGUAGAGCGGGGUGAGCGGUUGGUGAGGCCUCCAGACUGUCCACAAGAGCUGUAUUCUGUGAUGCGUAAAUGUUGGGCCUACAAUUCUACUGACCGACCGACCUUCUCACAGCUUACCACCAUGGUAGCAGAGGCACAGCCUAUGGAAGUUCGUGCAGUGAAAGACUUCACAGAGCCCAGAAAACUCUCGCUGCAGGCGAAUGAUCUAGUGACCGUAAUAGACCAUGGGCUGGAAAUGACUGAGUGGAAGGGGCAAAACCAGAGAACUCUAAAUGUUGCCUGGUUCCCCCCUGCGUUGACGGUCGCCUCUCUUACAUUAGUAGGUAUGGUGACUUGUUCUGGUCCUCGUCCUGGUCCUGGUUUGAUCUCUCCCCCUCUUAGAGGUAGUCUGAUGCACACUGGUCAUGGAGACACUGACCCAGGACGCAGCUGGGGGACCCCAGAACGAAUAGAUGGCCCCGGAAGUUGGAGGAUCCCAUUAGCAAGAGAGAUGGAAGGCUCCAAUCUGAAGAAAAUGGCAGGCAUGUCAAGGAGUCUGGAGUCCGUCCUUGGUGGUGCACAGGUCAAAGGUCGAGCUGGUGGGAGUGCAGCUCAAAGAACCGAUAACCGCAGACCCAUGCAAGGACAACUGGUCCAAAACCACUGCAGAUUUAGUGAUGUUGUCAUCACACCUCCACGGCCAACACCCCCCAACUUCAAAUGCAUCAAACCCCUGAUAACGUUCCAUGAUCGGAGACCGGGAAACCCAGACACUGGUGCCUGGAUCCCUCCAACUCAUUCACACCUACAGCUACAGUUCCAAAACCAACCACAGCAGCGGUGUUUAGUGGCUUACAACCUUGCCAGAAUGGCCCAAUUGGCCUGGUCAAGCCCUCAGUUAGAUCAUGGCCUUAAGAAAGAGAAGGAGAGAGAGAGCGAACGAGAGAAAGAAAGAGAGCGGGAGAAAGCAAAGGAGAGGUACCCACCGCAAAUUGACAAGGAGGCGGUCAUAGCACAGAUUCAGGAGGCGGUACAUGGAGUGACCAGUGAAGAGGUUCAGAAAGCUCUGCAUCGCAAUGACUGGAAUCCUACACAAGCUGAACAACAGCUAAAGACAGACCAGCUGUAUUACAUGAAUCAGUGCUCUCGUGAUGAAUGUCAAAAAAUCCUGGUUCGUUACAACUGGGACCUGCAGCAUGCUGGCUGUUACCUCAUUCGACUGGUCAAAGACAGAACCAGAGAGGCUGCACUAGAAAGAUAAGAAAGAGCUUAAAGCAAGACUAAGUGAACUAUGAAGAUGUCAGGAGGAUCAAUGGUUCAUCAUCACAGAGGAUUUGAUGCUUCAUAUCACUGAAUUCUGUCAAGCGGUCACAAAAAUCCAAGACGCCUUAAAACUUUCCUACUGUGAACAAUUUUCAGACCACCUCCAAUUUUGCGGGUGUGAAACAAUUUAUAGUGACUCUAUGUGUUGCCCCUAGUGUGCUUGAUGAUUCAAUUGAUGACAUCAAUGAAGCCAUUUUCAGUUGUAUUAGGGGCCCAGAGGUGCAGUUUUGGUUCAAAAAAAAUAAAAAAUAGGCAGAAUAAUUUUCACUAAACUCAGAAAUUGCCUUUUUUUUUUUUUUUAGAUGCCAUUCCAGUUUCCAUUGUGACUGUUUAUUGUCCACUUACAAUGUUUUGUAUGCAUAUAGAUGUGAAAAUGUAUCUGCUAAUUUCAGAGAAACUGUAUUUAAAUGUAUAUGUUGAAUUUGUGUGUAUAUAUAUAUAUAUAUAUAUAUAUUGUGUUUGUAGCUGUUUAAUAAAGUAACACAUUUUUAUAAAUGUAUAUUUUUGAUGAUCAUCAUACAAUAAUUUAUGGCAAGCAUUGUUGCUUUCUCAUUGGAAGCAUACCAGGUAAUAGAAAAUGCAAUGCUGAAUAUAUCCCUAAAAAUACAUGUGGCAGUUUUCACAAAUGUUGAUUCACUAAAUGAAUUCACUAAAAAGCAAAUCAGACAUUUGUAGCCCAAUAUUUUGUUCUGUUCCAUGAUGCUGGGAUGGAGAGGGAAAUUAUAAGGUUUCUUGAGUCUAUUAUAUGUGUGGGUAUCUCCAGCGCAGAGCAUUAGUUUCUGUCUGUUUUGCAUUCUCACUCU
This is a messenger RNA of Myxocyprinus asiaticus (Chinese sucker), 3356 nucleotides long. Its product is annotated as activated CDC42 kinase 1-like. The record is from RefSeq and is a predicted model, not a curated record. The transcript is spliced from 14 exons. Gene Ontology annotation, cellular component: signaling receptor complex; basal plasma membrane. Gene Ontology annotation, biological process: protein phosphorylation; multicellular organism development; positive regulation of cell population proliferation. Gene Ontology annotation, molecular function: protein binding; transmembrane receptor protein tyrosine kinase activity; ATP binding. Bases 263 to 2491 code for a protein of 742 amino acids. Lineage: Eukaryota; Metazoa; Chordata; Actinopteri; Cypriniformes; Catostomidae.